Engraulis encrasicolus (European anchovy) is the source of this 7415-nucleotide messenger RNA. RefSeq names its product dedicator of cytokinesis protein 7-like. Gene Ontology annotation, biological process: positive regulation of GTPase activity; small GTPase-mediated signal transduction. Gene Ontology annotation, molecular function: guanyl-nucleotide exchange factor activity. NCBI's taxonomy places the organism in Eukaryota, Metazoa, Chordata, Actinopteri, Clupeiformes, Engraulidae. Bases 68 to 6418 code for a protein of 2116 amino acids. Gene Ontology annotation, cellular component: cytosol. The record is from RefSeq and is a predicted model, not a curated record. The transcript is spliced from 50 exons.
AGAGUGCUGCUGGCUGUCCAGCACGAAAGUAAGGAAAGAGGGAUAUUUUGGAAGGUGUCUGAAUGGGAUGGCAGCUUCGACAACCGAACGGAGGGCCUUUGCCCAUAAAAUUAACAGGACGGUGGCUGCAGAGGUGAGGAAGCAGGUGUCCAGAGACUAUGGAUCUCCACAGCUCUCCAAGAAGCGAGCCGGAUCACACCAAACUCUGCCACUGUCUGAGGUGGUGGAUCCGGUGGACUUUGAGGAGUACGUGAGCAGCCAUGCCCCAGGAGCGGAGCCCGGCCCCCUGCGGCAGCUCAUGGAGUUCCCCCCUGACGACCUGGAGCUCCUCCUAGAGGAGAGGGAGUGUAGUACACUGGAGCCAGCACUACCAGAGGAGGAGACACUGGACCCCCGCGUGAGAGAUGCCCUGGGAGUCUACACAGACGACUGGCUCAUCAUUCAAAGGAAGUACCAGCGCUACAGCACGACCCAGUCUCCACACAGCUCGGAGCGGCAGCGGGAGAAGCAGCGCGGCCUGGUCAAGCAGACCUUCGAACUGGACGAGGCGGCCACUGAACGCCACGACGAUCAGGAUGAGGUGAAGCGGCGGUCGGCGUCGAUGGACGAGACCCCUCGGGGCAGCUGGGCCUCCAGCAUCUUCGACCUGAAGAACUCCUCUCCCGACGCCCUGCUGCCCUCCGUGCUGGAGAGGACCACAGCAGAGGACAUGGACCGCCGCAACGCAGAGGCCCGCCAGCAGGGGCGCCACAACCACCUGCUCAACCUCUACCCCACGCCAGACGAGGAUGAGGCUGUGGAGCGCUGCUCGCUGCCUGAGAUCCCCAAAGAGCACAUGGGCCAGAGGAUCAUGGUCAAGUGCCUGUCACUCAAGUUUGAAAUAGAAAUCGAGCCCAUAUUUGGAACACUGGCCCUGUAUGAUAUCAAGGAAAAGAAAAAGAUAUCGGAGAACUUCCACUUCGACCUGAACUCGGACCAGAUGAAGGGGCUGCUGCGGCCGCACAUCCCCCACACGGCCAUCUCCACGCUGGCCCGCUCCGCCAUCUUCUCCAUCACCUACCCCUCCGCAGAUAUCUUCCUGGUCAUCAAGUUGGAGAAGGUGUUGCAGCAGGGGGACAUCGGCGAGUGCUGUGAGCCCUACAUGAUCAUGAAGGAGUCCGACUCCACUAAGCACAAGGAGAAGUUGGAGAAGUUGCGUGGCCAGGCGGAGCAGUCGUGCAGUCGUCUGGGGCGCUUCCGCAUGCCAUUCGCCUGGACCGCCAUCCACCUGCUCAACAUCGUCAGCAGCGUCGGGGGCCUGGAGCGCACUGACUCGGACUCCGACAGCGAGAGGAAGGGAACGUGGCAGGAGCGUAAGAAGAAGGGAUUUGAGCGGAUGAGUGUGGGGGAGGACAUGUGCAACUUCUCCACCUUCCGCCCUGCCACGCUCACCGUCACCAACUUCUUCAAACAGGAAGGUGACAGGUUGAGUGAUGAGGAUCUGUAUAAGUUUCUGGCUGACAUGCGUAGACCCUCUUCUGUGCUGAGGAGGCUGAGACCCGUCACUGCCCAGUUGAAGAUAGACAUCUCUCCUGCUCCGGAGGCCCCCCACUACUGCUUGUCUCCUGAGCUGCUGCAUGUGAAGCCCUAUCCUGACCUGCGCGUGCGGCCCACCAAGGAGGUGCUGGAGUUCCCAGCCCGCUACGUCUACACACCACACACACACUACAGGAACCUGCUGUAUAUCUACCCCCAGAGUGUCAACUUCAGCAGUCGUCAGGGCUCCGUGAGGAACAUCGCCGUCAAGGUGCAGUUCAUGGCGGGAGAGGACCCCAGCCAGGCCAUGCCGGUCAUCUUUGGGAAGUCGAGCUGUGCAGAGUUUUAUAAGGAGGCGUACACGCCCGUCAUCUAUCAUGACAAGUCUCCAGAGUUCUAUGAGGAGAUGAAGAUGCGUAUCCCGGCCAACCUGACUGAUAACCACCACCUGCUCUUCACCUUCUACCACAUCAGCUGCCAGCCCAAGCAGAACACCCCGCUCGAGACGCCCGUGGGAUACACGUGGAUCCCUCUGAUGCAGCAUGGCCGGCUCCGCACGGGCACCUUCAGCCUUCCCGUCUCCGUGGAGAAACCUCCGCCCAGCUACUCCGUCCUCACGCCUGACGUCCAGCUGCCAGGGAUGAAGUGGGUGGAUAACCACAAGGGAGUCUUCAAUGUGGAGGUGACAGCGGUCUCAUCUGUCCACACUCAGGACCCCCACCUGGAUAAGUUCUUCACGCUAGUCUACGUGCUGGAGGAGUACUCGUUCCCGUUCAGGCUGAAGGACGUGAUCAUCAGCGAGGCCAACGUGGAGGCUGAGCUAAAGGCCAGCAUGGCGGCCCUCAAGGGGGCGCUGCUGGACACCUGCGUCCGCUUUCUGCACCAGCUGCUCAGCAAGCUCAUCCUGCUCAUCGUGCACCCGCCCGUCAUCGCCGGCCAGAUCGUGAACCUGGGCCGGGCUGCCUUCGAGGCCAUGGCCCUGCUGGUCAACCAGAUCCACAAGAACCUGGAGGGGAACCAGGACCACCACGGCCGCAACCACCUGCUGCUCUCCUACAUCCACUACUCCUUCCACCUGCCCACCGCCGAGCCCAUGUCGCCCCCCAAUGCGACCACUCCGACUUACGAGGUGCCCAUCCAGUAUGCCACCCUGUCCCGUGCCACGGCGCGCCCCACCAGCCUGCACCUGUCGCGCUCCAAGAGCAUCAGCAACUCCAACCCCGACCUGGCCACCACCCCCACCCCCGACGAGGAGGUGCAGAGGAUCAUCGGCAGCAAGGGGAUUGACCGCUCUCAUUCCUGGGUAAACUCUGCUUACGCUCCGGGCGGCUCCAGGUCCGUAAUCCGCCGCAACCCCAACUCCAGCUGUGAGCUCAAGCAGGCGAGUGAGCGAACCUCCAAUCGCAUGUCUGCCUUCCUGGAGAGCUCCACCUUCUUCCCCGCCCCCACACGCCAACUCGCCAAGAAGCUUCUCCAUGAGGAGUUGGCUCUGCAGUGGGUGGUCAGCACCAGCACAGUGAGGGAGGCAGCUCUGCAGCAGGCCUGGUUCUUCUUCCAGCUCAUAGUGAAGAGCAUGGCCCACCACCUGUUCCUGGCCGGCCGCCUGGACACCCCGCGACGCCAGCGCUUCCCAGACCGCUUUGUGGACGACAUCGCCGCCCUGGUGGGGGCCAUCAGCGCUGACAUCGCCAGCAGAUACCACAAGGACGUUGAGCUUGUGGAGAGGUUGAACAGCAGCCUGGCGUUCUUCCUUAAUGAUCUGCUGUCUCUCAUGGACCGCGGCUUUGUCUUCAACCUCAUCCGCUCCUAUCACAAACAGAUUUCCACUAAGCUGCACACGUCUCAGAACCCCAGUGCACUGACGGCUCUGCGUAUGGACUUCAUGCGCAUCGUGUGCAGCCACGAGCACUACGUGACCCUCAACCUGCCCUGCUCCACCCUCAGCCCCCCCGCCUCCCCUUCGCCCUCCACCUCCUCCACCACCUCACAGAGCUCUGCGUUCUCGUGUCAGGUGCAGGAUCAGGGGGUGCAGAGCAUGUUCGAGUUGUCCGUCCCGUUCCGCCAUCAACACUUCCUGUCGGGCCUGCUGCUGUGUGAACUAGCCCUCAUCCUGGAGCCAGAUGGAGAGGGGGUGUUCUUCCUGCAUAAGAAGGCCAUCUCUGCGCUGCACUCUCUGCUGUGUAGCCAUGACUCUGACCCGCGCUACAGCGACCCGCAGGUGCGCGCCCACGUGGCCCAGCUCUACCUGCCACUCAUCCCCCUCGUCAUGGAAACGCUGUCACAGCUGCACGACUUCACCGAUAUGUCCCCUCAGCGCGUGAGACACGCCUCUGCCCAUGCGGACGACGGGGACCCGGACAACGGCACCAUCAACCAAUCAGUGGCCAUGGCCAUUGCCGGAUCGCCCCUCCCCCACGCCAAGGCCAACCCCUUCGCCAUGCCUACAACCGCUGGUCGUCCGUGCAGUGCCCUCUCUGCUGAGUGCAGUCGUACGCUCCUCGUCUGCUUCCUGUGGGUGUUGAAGAACGCGGACGCCUCUCUGCUGGAGCGCUACGUCCACGACCUGUCAGUCACGCAGAUCAACAGGCUGCUGGACCUGCUGCACCUCGCCGUCUCCUGCUUCGAGUACAAGGGGAAGAAGGCCCUGGAGAGGAUUAACAGUCUGACCUUUAAGAAGUCCCAGGACAUGAAGGCUCGCCUGGAGGAGGCCAUACUGGGAACCAUCGGAGCCAGGCAGGAGAUGGUCAGACGCUGCAGAGAGAGAAGCCCGUUCGGCAGCCAGGAAAACGUCCGAUGGAGGAAGAAUGUCACUCACUGGAGACAGAACGCAGACAGGGUUGACAACAGGACCAAGGCGGAGGUGGAGCAGGAGUCGCUGGUGGAUGGGAACUUGGCCACGGAGGCCUCCCUGGUCGUGCUGGAUACACUGGAGAUCAUUGUCAAGACGGUGGUGGCAUCGGAGCUGAAGGAGAGUGUGUUGGGCGGGGUGCUGAGGGUGCUGCUCCACAGCAUGGCGGGAAACCAGAGCGCCCUCUUCCUGCAGCAUUGCUUUACUACACAGAGAGCACUCGUCUUCAAGUUCCCGGAGAUGCUGUUUGAGGAGGACACUGAGCUGUGUGCGGACCUGUGUCUCCGCCUCCUCCGCCACUGCAGCAGCAGUGUGGCGCCCGUACGCAGCCAUGCCAGCGCAUCACUAUACCUGCUCAUGAGGCAGAACUUCGAGAUCGGCAACAACUUUGCGCGUGUGAAGAUGCAGGUGACCAUGUCCCUGUCCUGCCUGGUGGGCACGUCGCAGAACUUCAACGAGGACCACCUGCGCCACUCACUCAAGACCAUCCUCACCUACGCAGAGGACGACCUGGAGCUACGGGACUCGCCCUUCCCAGAACAGGUCCAGGAUCUGGUGUUCAACCUGCACAUGAUCCUGACUGACACGGUGAAGAUGAAGGAGCACCAACAGGACCCAGAGAUGCUGCUGGACCUCAUGUAUAGGAUCGCCAAGGGCUACCAGAACUCUCCUGACUUGCGUCUGACGUGGCUGCAGAACAUGGCGGGGAAGCACUCGGAGAGGGGCAACCACGCGGAGGCCGCCCACUGCCUGGUGCACAGCGCCGCCCUGGUGGCCGAGUACCUCAACAUGCUGGAGGACUGCAGAUACCUGCCCAUAGGCUGCGUCUCCUUCCAGAGCAUUUCCUCCAACGUGCUGGAGGAAUCUGCCGUGUCUGAUGACAUCCUGUCUCCCGAGGAGGAGGGCAUCUGUGCUGGGAAGUACUUCAGUGAGGCGGGCCUGGUGGGGCUGCUGGAGCAGGCAGCUGCCUCCUUCCACAUGGCUGCCAUGUAUGAGGCUAUAAAUGAGGUCUAUAAGAUCUUGCUGCCCAUCCACGAGGCCAACAGGGACUUCAAGAAGUUGGCCACGGUCCACGGCAAGCUGCAGGACGCCUUCAACAAGGUCUACAACCAGAGCUCAGGAUGGGAGAGGAUGUUUGGCACGUAUUUCCGCGUGGGCUUCUAUGGCUGCCGCUUUGGAGACCUGGACGAGCAGGAGUUUGUCUACAAGGAGCCCUCUAUCACCAAGCUGGCCGAGAUCUCCCAUCGCCUGGAGGAGUUCUAUGCUGAGCGCUUUGGUGACGACUUUGUGGAGAUCAUCAAAGACUCCAGCCCAGUGGACAAGACAAAGCUGGACCCCAAUAAGGCCUACCUCCAGAUCACGUACGUGGAGCCCUUCUUCGACACGUACGAGCUGAAGGAACGCAUCACCUACUUCGAUAAGAACUACAACCUGCGCACCUUCAUGUACUGCACGCCCUUCACGCUAGACGGACGCGCCCACGGGGAGCUGCACGAGCAGUACAAGCGCAAGACCAUCCUCACCACCUCGCACGCCUUCCCCUACAUCAAGACGCGCAUCAACGUCAUACACAAGGAGGAGAUCAUCCUGGUGCCCAUGGAGGUGGCCAUAGAGGACAUGCAGAAGAAGACCCAGGAGCUGGCCUUCGCCACACACCAGGACCCUGCCGACCCCAAGAUGCUGCAGAUGGUGCUGCAGGGCUGCGUGGGGACCACCGUCAAUCAGGGUCCUCUGGAGGUGGCUCAGGUCUUCCUCUCAGACAUUCCAGAUGACCCCAAGCUCUUCCGCCACCACAACAAACUGCGCCUUUGUUUCAAGGACUUCACCAAGAGGUGUGAGGACGCCCUGCGUAAGAACAAGGCUCUGAUUGGUCCCGACCAGAAGGAGUAUCACCGCGAGCUGGAGCGCAACUACAACAAGCUGCGCGAGGCCCUGGGCCCCCUCAUCAACCGCAAGAUCCCCCAGCUCUACAGAGCCCUCCCCCUGCCCUCUACACCCACGCCCACACAGAGGAAUUCCUUGAGCCGGUCCAGUUUUCGCCGAGGGGAGUGCUGAGUGCGGAGUGCGUACAGGAGACUCCAAAGCAAACCCAAAGUUCCUGUGAAGACCCCUCAUGACUGCUUAUGAAAAACUCUUUCUUGGCCCGCUUCCCUGCUAUGUAGUCUUCGCCCCCAGACCCCUAAACUCUCUCAUACCAUAGUACUCUCUCCCACAAUGUAUACAGACACUUAUACACACAGACACAAGCGUGCACACGCACACACACACACUCUCUUCCUGUCCCACUCCCCUUUUCCCAACUCUCUCUCUCUCACACACACACAUACACACACACACACACACACACACACACACACACACACACACACACACACACACAAGCGUGCACGCGCACGCAGACACACACACACACACACAAGCGUGCACAGGCACACAGACACACAAACUCUCUCUCUUCCUGUCCCACUCCCCUUUUCCCAACUCUCUUUCUCUCACGCAUACACACACACACACACACACACACACACACACACACACACACACACACACACACACACACACACACACAAGCGUGCACACGCACCUACUCCUCUUUUCCCAACUCUCUGUCUCUCGCUCUCUCUGUCUCUCUCUCAGCCACUCUCUCUGUCUCUGUGCUCCACUCUCCUCAUCUUUUUUUUUCCUGUGACUUCCUCAUUUAUUGACUUGCUGAGCUGUCUUGGCUGCUGCGUUUAGCCGUGCUUACUGUGGGAAAAUCCUCUCUGGCUGUGUUUAAUCUACCUGCAUGGGUCUCCACUGUAAACACAGACUAUCUCUCUCUCUCUGUAAACACAAACUAUCUCUCUCUCUCGGACACGCAUCUACAGUAUAUACACACACAAGCUCGAUGUCUAACUUUAUACUCACUCCCCCUCCUCCCUAUCCUCGCCUCUUUACUGUCUCUCCGCUAUCUCUCUCUCUCUCUCUCUCUCUCUCUCUCUCUUGCUCUCUCUCUCUUGCUCUCUCUCUCUUGCUCUCUCUCUCAUGUUCUCUCACUAACACACACACACAC